GCGGAGAGCUUAUUCUGGCACGUCGUGGAGGAGCUGGAACGGUUUCCAGUCCUCUAUUACCUCCUCCUCAACUUCCUUGGCCACCCGGUAUUGCUCUAGGCCUCCCGCAUCGAUCAGCCACCUUGCUGCGUAGCGCACCUUGUCCCUGUCAUGCAAACCAUGUUAUAUAGCCUUUCAAUCUCCUCGAACUCCAAUUCCGUAAAAUGUGCCAGGACCUCGAAGUUACUGACAAUUUACGAUACCUCUUCUUGCUCCGGUUUCAGGGAUGCAAUCCAACUUCGUCGCUUGAUAAAAAAUACGAACAAGCGGCAAAAGUUUCCCAUUUCGAGGAGUUUGGUAAAGCCACCCAGAAAAGUGGCGGAGCUGAACUGGAACAGUGACGAUGGUUGCGGGAUAUAAAGGCGAGCAAAGUCCUGCGCUCGUGAAAAGGUGAAAGACCAAACGCGAAACAGCAAAAACGAAAUAUCAACAAGACGUUCGAGAAAUAUCAGAAUGGCUAACCUCACCGGAUCCUGUGCCUGCGGCACCGUAAAGUACGAAGUCACCUCCCCGCCCCUCAAGCACGCCAUCUGCCACUGCGUCCAAUGCCGCAAAGCCACCGGCAGCGCCUUCAGCACGAACACCGUCGUCCCCCGCCCGGCCUUCCAGCUAAUCGCCGGCGUGCCCAACACCCAAACGUAUACUUUCAUCCAGGCGGAAAGCAGCAUCCCGUUCACGCUCCGCUUCUGCACGACCUGCGGAUCGACGGUGGUGAAGGUAUCGGAGCACGAGAGCUUUCGGGACGUGGCGUUGGUGGCGGCGGGGACAGCGGAUGUGGGAUUCGAUACGCUGAAGGCGGAUACGGAGUUCUGGACGGUGCAUCGGGCGGGGUGGUUAGGGGCGGUGGAGGGGGCGGUGGAG
Messenger RNA from Eremomyces bilateralis CBS 781.70, 900 nucleotides. Its product is annotated as DUF636 domain protein. NCBI's taxonomy places the organism in Eukaryota, Fungi, Ascomycota, Dothideomycetes, Eremomycetales, Eremomycetaceae. The transcript has 2 exons. The record is from RefSeq and is a predicted model, not a curated record. Gene Ontology annotation, molecular function: carbon-sulfur lyase activity. The annotation marks the transcript as partial.